GGCGCCCCCCGGGCCGUCGCCCGGCGCGGGGGCCAUGGCGUUCACCUUCGCCGCGUUCUGCUACAUGCUCACCCUGGUGCUGUGCGCCUCCCUCAUCUUCUUUGUCAUCUGGCACAUCAUAGCCUUUGACGAGCUGCGGACCGACUUCAAGAACCCCAUCGAUCAGGGGAACCCAGCGCGGGCACGCGAGCGUUUAAAAAACAUCGAACGCAUCUGCUGCCUCCUGAGGAAGCUGGUGGUCCCAGAAUACUCCAUCCACGGCCUCUUCUGUCUGAUGUUUCUGUGUGCAGCAGAGUGGGUGACCCUGGGCCUCAACAUCCCCCUCCUCUUCUACCACCUCUGGAGGUACUUCCAUCGUCCUGCGGAUGGCUCCGAGGUCAUGUAUGAUGCGGUCUCCAUCAUGAAUGCUGACAUCCUCAACUACUGCCAGAAGGAGUCCUGGUGCAAACUCGCCUUCUACCUGCUCUCCUUCUUCUAUUACCUGUACAGUAUGGUUUAUACGUUGGUGAGUUUCUAAGGGGGAAGCCGGCCAGGGAGCAAGCCCAGAAUGGACCGGACGCCUGUGCACCCCCAGCCCUGCCCCUCGGCCGCAGAGGCCUCAGCCCCGGGGAGGGAGGGGGCACUGGUGCCCCCAGCCUCCUCUCCACGCCCCCCCCCCAAACUGCUGCUGCGGGGACCUCCCGCCUUCAGAGCCCCCUCCCCUUGGACUAGGGCUGGGCAGAGCUCUAAAUAGGGGCAGGGGCUCCUCUGCCAGCCUGUAGGCAUGGCAGUCAGUCUUGGAAGGGGUGGAACCUCCAGCCUUGUCCACUUCGGUGGGGGGGGGGGGGGGGGACACGGGCCCUGCCAAGGGGCAGGGCUUGACCCUGGAAGUUCUAGGCCACCCCCCUCCACCCCCACCCUGAGGCUCCCCCUGCAGGUGGGGGGGGUACCCACACCGGGAAUGAGCAGGCUCAGCAGGGGGGCAGCCCCACCCCUAGUCUGCCCUCUCCCCUCCCCCAGGCUCUCUCUCCAGAUCUCCCCCUUCCCCAUUCCCACUUGCCCCAACCCCAGCCUGUCCUGUCUCUUGGACCUAUUUUCUAUGUUGCCUGGAGGAGUCCGGCACCCCCUCCCCGGCCAUUUGUGACAAAAUAUGAAUAAACUACUGCAAACA
Messenger RNA from Panthera uncia (snow leopard), 1150 nucleotides. It is a transcript of the gene CNIH2, whose product is annotated as cornichon family AMPA receptor auxiliary protein 2. The transcript has 6 exons. Gene Ontology annotation, biological process: regulation of AMPA receptor activity; vesicle-mediated transport. Bases 35 to 517 code for a protein of 160 amino acids. The record is from RefSeq and is a predicted model, not a curated record. Gene Ontology annotation, cellular component: synapse; dendrite. Lineage: Eukaryota; Metazoa; Chordata; Mammalia; Carnivora; Felidae.